AUGGAAUCGUUCAUACACGAUGGAAUAAUAUUAAAGAACAGCGUCGGCGAUGGGCGGAGCGUGGACGUGUUGUACGAACCGCAGUUCGCAUCAACCGAGAGCGUGGUCGUCGCAAGACAGACGGAAAAUAUCAAUGUGUUAGGGAAUAGCGAGGCUGAGCGAUUUUCUAUGGACCCAGGCACAAUCGCCUUCUUCGCCUUCACUGUCGACGGGCUGACAACGAGGACGGAAUCCCGCGAGCCGGACCUAAAGCGAUCUCUCAGCGCGCAGCAACAGAGUCCGAAUCCUGCCCUCGAAAAUGUUUUCAAGCGGCAAAUUACACGUACCGCCUUCAUCUCUGCCAACAUUUGCCGGCACCCCGAGGUCAGCGCAGGCAAGGAGCCAGAAGCCCUUCGUCUAAUCGUCUCCUACGACCCAGAUGACCAAUUCCCGGAUAGUACCAAGGCGACAACGCAAACCGUCAUCUUCUUCGAGGGCUCCGCAAUGCAAAGCAUUAGCCUGUCGAAUGGCCCCCAGUACGGAAGCAGGCGCAUUCAUGACUUCGGGUCCGCCUUUACGCUCUUUGUCGACGCAUCCGACUCGAACCGUCUCGACGGUGUACGGCGCUCCUUUUGUGGACUUCAAAACUAUGCGACAAUUGCUUCGGUGAAAGACGACAGGCCUACGGAGCAGAUGCUCAUGAGCAUGACGACGCGAGGCCUCGGCAACCUACCUAAGCAGCAGUUUUGGUUCGGUGGGCUCAACUCCAGCACGUCGUACACUGGAAUCCUCGUCCGCUCCAAGCAGACAACCGUAGAGAAACGGCAGGCCAGCGGGUCUAGUACGAGCGCCGUCCAAGUCUUCCCAGAGUUCCAGUUCCAAACUACCGAAGGUGACAACUGCCGAGUCAUAACCGACCUUGAGUUCUGCAACGAAGUAGAGUACGCGGUGCCGGUAAAUAACAACAAGUUCAGCAACACCACUGCGCUCGCGAAAGCCUACGAUGACUUUGCGCGGUCCAUGUACUCCAACUUUGAAAAGGUGAUGAUGCAGAUUCCCUGCGAGGCGCCCAUCACAUCUCGAUACUCCCUGGCGCGAACCUGCGACGACUGCAAAGCAGCGUACAAGAGGUGGCUCUGCACCGUGGCUAUCCCGCGCUGCGAAGAUGUAUCCUCUACAAACCCGAAUGCCCUGCUGAGGAAUGCGCGACAGGAGUUCCCGAACGGAACGAAACUCGACGAAGCAUUUGUUAAUACCCUCAGGCCAGCACUUCUGACGUCUAGAAAUGAGUGGAUCGAUGAGACGAUUGCUCCCGGGCCAUACAAGGAAAUCCUGCCCUGCGAUGAUUUGUGUUAUACCUUGGUCCAGAGCUGCCCCGCUUCCAUCGGAUUCGGCUGCCCCCUCCCGGACGACCCAAGAUUCCAAAACAGCUACGGGCGACGCAGCAACGGCCAAGGUGCUUGCAACUUUCCCAUCUCUGCGACCUUUGUCAGCGGAUCUAGGGCCUUGGCCGCUCGCUGGCUGACGCUGGCAGCUACACUAAUAGUGUCCCUCUUCUCCGUUGUUUAG
Messenger RNA from Parascedosporium putredinis, 1548 nucleotides. Lineage: Eukaryota; Fungi; Ascomycota; Sordariomycetes; Microascales; Microascaceae. The record is from the annotation of a GenBank genome assembly.